CCACGGUACCAUAAAUACCUUCUUCCCGCCUGCUUGCCAUGAUGGAUUUUCUUCUUCCUCAUCGCACUCCUUUGCUCUCUUUCCUACCCCAUCCAGUCUCUCUUUAAUCAGUUUCUCCUGUUGAUCCAGGUUUUCAUUCAUUUCAUCAAAAUGCAUUUCAUCAAGUCCUCUAUCUUGGCUGCCACCAUGGGCGCUGCGCUGGUCGCAGCUGCUCCCACCGACAUCGAGAAGCGCUCCAGCUGUACCUUCACCGAUGCCGCCAAGGCCAAGUCUGGCAAGACCUCUUGCUCGACCAUCUACCUCAACAACAUCGAGGUUCCCGCUGGUGAAACCCUUGAUCUGACCGGCCUCAAGUCGGGCACCACUGUUAUCUUCGAGGGUACUACCACUUUCGGCUACAAGGAGUGGAAGGGUCCCCUGAUCUCCAUGUCCGGUACCGACAUCACUGUCAAGCAGGCCUCCGGCGCCAAGAUCAACUGCGAUGGUUCCCGCUGGUGGGACGGCAAGGGCAGCAACGGCGGCAAGACCAAGCCCAAGUUCUUCUAUGCCCACAAGCUGGACCAGUCCAGCAUCACUGGACUCAAGGUCUACAACACCCCCGUCCAGGGCUUCAGCAUCCAGGCCGACCACCUGACCCUCACCGAUGUGACCAUCGACAACUCCUCCGGUACCUCCGAGGGCCACAACACCGAUGCCUUCGACAUUGGCUCCAGUACCUACAUCACCAUUGAUGGCGCCAAGGUCUACAACCAGGACGACUGCUUGGCCAUCAACUCCGGAGAGCACAUCACUUUCACCAACGGCUACUGCAGCGGUGGCCACGGUCUCUCCAUCGGCUCCGUCGGUGGCCGCAGUGACAACACUGUCUCCGACGUGACCAUCUCCAACUCCCAGGUCGUCAACUCCCAGAACGGUGUCCGCAUCAAGACCGUCUACGAUGCCACCGGUACCGUCGAGAACGUCAAGUUCGAGGACAUCACCCUCUCCGGCAUCACCAAGUACGGUAUCGUCGUCGAGCAGGACUACGAGAACGGCUCCCCCACCGGUACCCCCACCAACGGUAUCAGCGUCAAGGACAUCACCUUCGAGAAGGUCACCGGUACCGUCAAGAGCUCCGCCACUGACAUCUACCUCCUUUGCGGUUCCGGCAGCUGCUCUGACUGGACCUGGUCUGGCGUCAGCGUCACUGGCGGCAAGAAGAGCUCCAAGUGCAAGAACGUUCCUUCCGGUGCCUCUUGCUAAGCGGGUGGAUUUGUUCCUGCUCGAAGCUUUUUUGGGCCAUCAGAGUGCGAUCUCGAGGUGGAUGGGGUA
Molecule: messenger RNA, 1311 nt
Organism: Aspergillus fijiensis CBS 313.89
Lineage: Eukaryota; Fungi; Ascomycota; Eurotiomycetes; Eurotiales; Aspergillaceae
Product: glycoside hydrolase family 28 protein
Exons: 3
Coding region: 151-1242 (363 amino acids)
Biological process (GO): pectin catabolic process
Cellular component (GO): extracellular region
Molecular function (GO): polygalacturonase activity
Source: RefSeq, a predicted model, not a curated record